CGUGCUCGAUUUCAGUCUCACCGCAUCCACCAGCUUAUCCACUCGUGCCAACGGCAGACCCCAGAUCCAAACGGGAUGACAGACCGGCUCUUUCUCCCUGUUUCAUGCGCCACUCAUCCGCUGUCCGGUAUAAUCCGAUAUCAUCAUCCACUGACUGGUCAGACGAGAGAGGGGAAUGCCAUCCGCCAUAGUUGCCGAGAAUAAGGUAAAGCAGGUCAGAGACACCGAAUAAAGUUACGCUGUGGAAGAGUGAGAUACGAGUGCCAAUAGUUGGAACAGGAAGUCAUUGGAUGGACGGGGUUGAUUGGGUUGAAUAUCGGCGCAUGACUCCACAUGGUCCAACCCCACAUAUCCCCAUUAUUCGAUUAUUUUAUUAUUUUAUUAUGAUUUAUUCUGUGAUAUUUUUGUGGUUAUUGUUUUAUUCGAUUGAUGUGAUUGAGUCUGGCACAUCCCAAAAAGUGACGGUUUCCGCCUCUCUCUCCCGCUUCCUCCUCUCUUCUCCUAUAUUAUUCCCCGACUACCUGACUCGCUUCCUUCACUUCUCCUUUUCCCCUUUACUCCCCCACAUUUACCUAUUCCUUCCUUCUUCUAUACUCCUCUUUCUACCUCUUCUCAUUUCGCUGUCGGAUCUUCAUCUUCUUUCCGACACGUUUCUACCCAUUCUCUAUACUUUGCGGGAUUUCCUCUUCUCAUACUGUCCCGUUCGGUUCCUUGCUUGAUUCCUUACUACCAGAACGAUCAUUAUCCGAUUA
Molecule: messenger RNA, 752 nt
Organism: Aspergillus campestris IBT 28561
Lineage: Eukaryota; Fungi; Ascomycota; Eurotiomycetes; Eurotiales; Aspergillaceae
Exons: 1
Coding region: 291-719 (142 amino acids)
Source: RefSeq, a predicted model, not a curated record